UAACAAUUUGUUCUCAAACCAAAAUAAUAUAAAAUCGAUUUCGUUGAAUCCUCUGCUGUUCUUCUUCUUCUUCUUCGGAAGCCUUAGGCAAAUCUCGACCUCGGAAGGAAUUGGGAAGUAAAAGGGGGAAAGAGAAAAGAGGCCAAAUUCGCUGGUUUUGGGAGGAAAGCAAUGGGAGAGGCGUUGGGUUCAUCAACCGCCAUUGAUUCCUCCAAUAUCGGCUUCCAGCUAUUGAAGAAGCAUGGAUGGAAAGAAGGCAGUGGUCUUGGUGUUUCUGAGCAGGGUAGAUUAGAACCCGUACAGGCAUAUGUGAAGAACAAUAAGAAAGGCCUUGGAGCAGAGAAGAAGAGAAAGACACCAAAGCCCAGUGAUCCUCCUGAUUCCAAGCCUAAAAAUGAUGAGGAACAGAAAACAACAAAGAAGACCAAGGCACUUUCCAAAAGGAUGCGGAAGAUGCAAGAACGCGAAAAGCAAAUGCAAGAGAAGGAAUUUGAGCGUGCAUUUUUUAGGGAGUUUUGGCCCGAUAAUGUUUGAUUAACCAAGUUUGUCCUUAGAAUAUGUACAGGCUGUUUGAAUCUUUGUAUUAUUAUUAUUAUUAUUUUUGGUCA
This is a messenger RNA of Gossypium raimondii (Peruvian cotton), 608 nucleotides long. RefSeq lists its product as uncharacterized. Bases 172 to 534 code for a protein of 120 amino acids. The record is from RefSeq and is a predicted model, not a curated record. Lineage: Eukaryota; Viridiplantae; Streptophyta; Magnoliopsida; Malvales; Malvaceae. Gene Ontology annotation, molecular function: nucleic acid binding. The transcript has 4 exons.